AUGGUCUACACUAUCACGGUGCACUUGCGUGCCAAAUCGUCCGACCCAGCAAUCAUUCAAAAGCUCAAGAACAAACUCAUCGAAGCUUCGAGAGUCUACUCCAAGGACAAGGAGACCAUUUCAUGGUUCGUCAUGCAAUCCGUCCACGAUCCACGAGACUUCACCAUUGUCGAACGCUACGAGCAAGAGAGUAGCCAGAAGUAUCACCUGGAGAACCCAUACUGGAAGACUUUCGAUCCCUACGUGAAACCGCUGCUCGAGGGCGAGAUGGACCUGAGGAGGUUCGAGGAAUUGGAUACCAGCAAGGACGUCUUCGUUGAGUAA
This is a messenger RNA of Exophiala spinifera, 324 nucleotides long. RefSeq lists its product as uncharacterized. The transcript has a single exon. Lineage: Eukaryota; Fungi; Ascomycota; Eurotiomycetes; Chaetothyriales; Herpotrichiellaceae. The coding region runs from base 1 to 324 and encodes 107 amino acids. The record is from RefSeq and is a predicted model, not a curated record.